Messenger RNA from Photinus pyralis (common eastern firefly), 2095 nucleotides. RefSeq names its product glucose dehydrogenase [FAD, quinone]-like. The transcript is spliced from 3 exons. Gene Ontology annotation, molecular function: oxidoreductase activity, acting on CH-OH group of donors; flavin adenine dinucleotide binding. The record is from RefSeq and is a predicted model, not a curated record. Bases 216 to 2048 code for a protein of 610 amino acids. Lineage: Eukaryota; Metazoa; Arthropoda; Insecta; Coleoptera; Lampyridae.
AUUAGAACGGUCUGCUCAUCAACAGCGAAAAACUUACUGCGAGUGUUCCCAAUUCAAAUAAACCCAGUAAUUUGUAGAAGAAUGCCAAUUAAACUACCAACUUAUUAAUUAUAUACAUUGUUGAUACCAGUUAAUUAUUCCACAUACCUUGAAUUAACGUGGUUACCAGAUAAAAGCAGCAGUUACUGCACAAUAAUAAUCACUUCAAUUGCGACAUGGCAAUUAAAGGGUCUAUACUAUGUUUGCUGCUUGCGGCAACUACGCAGUGCUCUAAUGAUCAAGUUGAUAAUUACGUCGAGCUAAUAAAGAAAGAAUCACAAAGGGCGUACCGAACAUUCGCAAAAGAUUCUUCAGAGUACCAAUCGCCAGACGAAGUUCCCUCCUAUUACGGAACAUUCCAUUAUAUUAUUAUUGGGGGUGGAUCCGCUGGAGCAGUCAUAACGACGCGUUUGUCCGAAGAUCCAGGAACAAAUGUCCUACUAAUUGAAGCAGGUGGAACCGGAACGGACUUUACCGAGAUUCCAUCCAUGAAUGAUUUUACUUUGGGACUAGAGUUCAAUUGGAAUUACAAUUCAACUCCUCAAACGACCGCUUGCUUAGGGACCUUUAACCAAGAGUGUCCUUAUCCUACUGGCAAAGGGCUGGGAGGAGGUAGUACUGUUAACUCUCUGAUGUACGUCAGAUGUAAUCGAAGGGAUUAUGACAACUGGUAUCGGAAAGGAAAUCGCGGUUGGGCUUACAAAGAUGUGUUGCCCUAUUUCAUUAAAUCUGAACGCUCCCAUAUAAACGGCGAUCCUGGUUAUCAUGGUUAUGAUGGAUUAUUUAAUGUUGAGUAUCACAAACCAAGUAGUAUAGAGCUGGGUGCCUUUAUUCAAGCGAAUGUCGAGUUGGGUCGCAAAAUUGUUGACUAUAACGGAAAGGAGCAGUUAGGAGUGGCGAAAACCCAGCAUAAUACCAAGAAUGGGAGAAGACAUAGCACAUGGCGUGCAUUUCUUAAACCGGUAAUCCAUAGGCCUAACUUGAAAAUACUCACUCACAGUCUUGCCACCAAAGUGCUGAUAAACAAGGAUAAGAAGGCUUACGGUGUAGCUUUCAGCGGAAAUGGAAGUUUUCGCUACGCAAUAGCGGAGAGAGAAGUAGUUCUCUCGGCCGGAGCGGUCGGCUCCCCCCAGCUACUCAUGCUUUCUGGAAUUGGUCCCCGCAAACACCUGCAAAGCAUUGGCAUUCCAGUAAUCCAACAUUUAUCCGUUGGCGAUAACCUUCAAAACCAUUGCAGGUAUACUGUGUAUUUCGUCACCAACAACACAGAACCGGCUAAAACACUCGAACAAAACGUGAAAGACUAUCUGAAUGGAUCCGGUCCGCUGACAAUUGCCGAAAAUGGGCAAGGACUAGGCUUCCUUCGCACGAAAUUAUCUAAAGUACCAGGAUACCCAGAUGUAGAACUAGUCGUAAGUCCUCCAAACUGCACAGCAACCACUACUCAGCAGAUAUUGCACUACACCGACGAGGUAAUGGAUGCAAUUUAUAAAAAAAUCGCUCCAAGCCAGACGUUCGCCAUUCAUGUGGUCCCCUUGCAUCCGAAAUCGUGGGGAACGAUUCGAUUAAGCUCGAAGAGCCCCUACAAGUACCCGCUCAUCGAUCCAAAGUUCUUCUCUGACCGUGGAAACGAAGACUUAGAAACCAUGCGUCAGGGUAUCCAACUCGCUUUGCAAAUUGUCGACACAGAGCCCUUUCGAAAGAUCGGAGCAAGGCUACUCGACGCUUCAUUACCGGCUUGCCAGGCCUAUCGGUAUUUGUCUAGGAAAUACUGGUACUGCCACAUACGACAAUUGGCUUUGAAUGUAUAUCAUUCGAUGGGCACGUGUAAAAUGGGACCACGUCCAUCGAGAGGCGCCGUGGUUGAUGAUCAGCUAAGGGUGCACGGGGUAGAGGGUUUGAGAGUUGCGGAUGCAAGCGUUAUUCCAGAGGCAGUCAGCGGUCAUACAAAUGCCGUCGCUAUUAUGAUUGGUGAAAAGGUGUCUGAUUUAAUAAAGGCUAGUGAUUAGAUUUGUUACAAUUUUAUUUAUUCAAGUUAAAUAAAUGUUUGACGAAA